Messenger RNA from Syngnathoides biaculeatus (alligator pipefish), 1451 nucleotides. RefSeq names its product 1-phosphatidylinositol phosphodiesterase-like. Lineage: Eukaryota; Metazoa; Chordata; Actinopteri; Syngnathiformes; Syngnathidae. Gene Ontology annotation, molecular function: phosphoric diester hydrolase activity. Gene Ontology annotation, biological process: lipid metabolic process. The record is from RefSeq and is a predicted model, not a curated record. The coding region runs from base 314 to 1303 and encodes 329 amino acids. The transcript has 5 exons.
UACAGAGCUACACAAAAUACACACUUGCUAAACCAGAGUGGCGAGCAUGUUUUUUUUUUUUUUAAAUUAUUAUGCAGAACCAACGAUCAUCCUCACGCAUACAAUGUCAAGUCAUAACAUGACCAAGGAUAAGUUAACAUUUGAGCAAUUGUCAAAGAAAAUAAAAAAAACUCAGCUGCUCAACUAUGCUAUUUCCCACAUCAACAUCUUCUGGCUGUGUCCACUUGGUCGGCCGGGCUGAAGCGAGGCUGAGCACCUCUUCUGCGUUCAGUGCCUCAACUGUCAGAUAAGAUUGUCACCAGCACUUUGAACCAUGUGGUGCAAAUUCAUCAAGCUCGGAUUACUUCUCGGCCUCUGCAAUUUGAGCCGGGGGGCCAUCCAGACACCAGACUACGAUGACACGGCCGCCCCAGAGUUCCUCAACCCGUCCUGGAUGGCGACCAUCCCUGACAAGCGGCCCCUGUCCGAGAUCAACAUGCCGGGCACCCACAACACCAUGGCGGUCCACGGCGGCGUCUACGCCGAGUGCCAGACGUGGAGCCUGGCAUCGCAGCUGCGCGCCGGCGUCCGCUUCUUGGACGUGCGUGUGCGCCACGUCAAGGGCAACCUCACCAUCCACCACGGACUGGUGUACCAGCAUGCCCACUUCGGCCACGUGCUGGAGGGCGUGCAAGACUUUUUGGCCAGUUACCCAACCGAGACUGUUCUGAUGCGCAUCAAGGAGGAGUUGAGCGAGACCGACAAUAUUUACGGGGCAGUGGUGGAGCACAUACGGCGCUACGCCAGCUGGGAAAUGUUGUGGCACAGCCGCUUGGUGCCCACCAUGGGCCAGGCACGAGGUAAACUCGUCAUACUGCAGGACUUUGUCGGGCCGGACUUAGGGAUGCGCUACGCCUCCAUGGAUAUCGCUGAUGACUGGAAGGUUCCCACACUUCUGCACGUGGAAGAGAAGUGGCAAAGCGUCUAUGAGCACUUGGAGGCGGCGCCCACGGGAAACAAGGACCAGAUCUUCCUCACCUUCAGCAGCGGAACCGGAGUCUUCGCCGUGCCAAGAGCCGUGGCGGAGCGCAUCAAUCCUCGGCUGUACAACUACCUGAAGGCCAAGACCGACCUGAACCAACGCUUUGGGAUAAUAUGCAUGGACUUCCCGGCUGCUCCCAUGAUUCAAACCAUCAUUGAUUUCCAGCUGAAGGCAGGAGUGGGCAAGCCUCCUUCGAUCCAGCCGGAACAAUUUUUUCAAGUUAAAAAAAGUCUCAAAAUGUCCCAUGAUGGGGAAAGAAAAAGAUCCCUGUCUUUGUUUUAAGCAACAGUUGUGACUUCAGCAAGUCCUCUUCUUCCUCCCUUAAUCACAAAUUCUACUGUGAUCAUCAUAGACUUGAAUUCUCAAAACAAAAACCAUUAACAUUCAGAACUAUAUUUGUUUUGAGCCAAUAAAACGGUACACAAAUGCA